Xylaria bambusicola is the source of this 4227-nucleotide messenger RNA. RefSeq names its product ABC-2 type transporter-domain-containing protein. The record is from RefSeq and is a predicted model, not a curated record. Gene Ontology annotation, cellular component: membrane. The transcript is spliced from 12 exons. Lineage: Eukaryota; Fungi; Ascomycota; Sordariomycetes; Xylariales; Xylariaceae. Gene Ontology annotation, biological process: transmembrane transport. Gene Ontology annotation, molecular function: ATP binding; ATP hydrolysis activity; ABC-type transporter activity. The coding region runs from base 1 to 4227 and encodes 1408 amino acids.
AUGGCCACGGAGUCGGUCAAGCGAGACUCGGCCUUUCGGGACUGGCUUGCUUCUAGACAGGCCCGCCCGGCGUUGCGUAUCGGCCUGGCCUUCCGCAACCUCUGCGUGCAUGGAUUCAUCGCAUCGAACGGGCUUCAACAUACCGUCUCCUCAUACCUUCUUUCCCUCCCACGGUACGUCGUCGACCAGCUUCUUCGAAGGCGCGGCAGUCGUGUUGAGAUUCUCGACCAGUUUGACGGUCUGGUAAACCAUGGCGAAAUGCUACUUGUUCUUGGCCGCCCCGGCAGUGGCUGCACAACCUUGCUCAAGACGAUCGCUGGCGACACACAUGGCAUUUUCGUAGAUCGAAAGAGUCGGAUCAAUUAUGAGGGAAUCCCCUAUCCUGAGAUGCACAGGCUCUUCAAGGGCGAGAGUGUUUACCUUGCCGAGCUUGACGAACAUCUACCUGAGCUUACGCUGGGCAACACCCUGACCUUCGCUGCUUCGACUCGCGAGCCGACCUGGGGACAGCCAGUCCAGUCACCCAAAAUCAGUGCCGACAUCUCUAUCCUCUUUAGCCUUGAAGGCGCGUAUGAUACGUUUAUGGGAAACGCGCUGAUCAGGGGUGUCAGCGGCGGCGAGAAAAGACGGACGAGCAUUGCUGAAGCUCUCGUUGGUGGGGCUCCCUUGCAAUGUUGGGACAACAGUACCCGUGGUCUCGACAGCUCAACGGCAUUGGAGUUUGUCAGCCUCUUGCGCAGACUUACCGACGAAAGCCACUCUACCGUCUUGAUGACUGUUUAUCAAGCUUCUGAGAACAUGUAUCAGAAAUUCGAUAAGGUCACCGUCUUGUAUGAAGGCCGUCAGAUAUACUUCGGCCCAGUUGAGCUUGCAGCCCAGUACUUUCAGGAUCUUGGCUUUGAAAGGCCGCCCCACGCGACGACGCCGGAUUUUCUUACCUCUCUGACCAAUCCCACUGAGCGUGUCGUCCGUGAAGGCUUUGAGGGUCGAACACCUCGUUCUCCUGAUGACUUUGUCAAGGCCUGGAAUAAGAGUAGUCUUCACGAUCAACUCAUAUCGGAUAUUGAAAGCUUUGACGCGGCUCAUCCAGUUCUCGAGAAGGAGGAGACAAAUAAUAAAAGCAAGGCGGGAUGGCGGAAUAAACUCGCUCUAAGGACUUCAACAUACGUCAUCUCUCUUCAUCUCCAGAUCUUGCGUUGCCUCCAGCGAGCUUUUCAGAGACUCAAGAACCAGCCCGGGCCGGUGAUUGGGUCCAUUGUUGCCAAUAUCAUUCUUUCUUUAGUAAUCGGCAGUGCAUUCUACAACCUGCCCCAGGAUUCCAAUAGUGUCGAUCGACGUGCCGUUCUAAUAUUCUUCUCUUUGCUCUAUACGGCACUUGCUCCUUCAUUCGAGAUCCUCCUCAUGUGGAAACAGAGACCUAUAGUUGAAAAACAUAAUCGGUAUGCUCUUUACCACCCUGUCGCCGAUUCUGUCGCUUCAAUUAUAAGCGACCUUCCGAACAAGCUCCUCAGUGCCGUGGUCUUUCAGACUGUGUUGUAUUUUUUCACCAACUUGCAGCGCACGCCAGGGGCGUUCUUUACGUGGUUUCUAUUCAAUUUCGUGCUAGUGUUGAACAUGUCAAUGUGGUUUCGUUUUGUGGGUUCGAUCUCUCGCACACUCGAACAGAGUACCGUCCCCACGACAAUUCUGAUUUUACUCGCCGCCAUCUAUGUGGGCUAUGUUGUCCCUGUUCCCUAUCAGGUAGGGUGGCUAAAGUGGUUUCGUUUCGUUGACCCUAUCGCAUAUGCUUAUGAGAGCUUGAUGAUUAACGAGUUUGGGCAUCGCCGGUUCCCUUGCUCUCAGCUACUGCCUAGUGGUCCAUCAUACGCGGAUGUCCGUCUACAAGAUCAGAUUUGCUCUACUGUUGGGUCAGUUACGGGGCAAGAUUAUGUUGAGGGAAACGCUUAUCUUCUUGUGAAGUACGGCUAUUUGCCCAGUCACAAAUGGCGCAACCUUGGCAUCCUUAUAGCAAUGAUAUUCAUUGUGUUCGGUUUAUAUCUACUGGCUGCUCAAUAUGUACCUGCCCAGUCUUCGAAAGGAGACAUAGGUCGUUUUCGACGCCCAAACUCCCAAUGGAAGAAGUUUCGCAAGCCAGACUCCGGAGAGGAACAUGGAUCGCCUAGGUUCGCGCAAUAUUUUGGCGAGCAACAUGUUCGCAACGUUAAGAGUGAGAACACGCAACAAAUCGUGGCACCCAGCAUUUUGAAGCAGUCUUCCGUAUUCCACUGGAAUAGUCUGACUUACGAAGUCAAGGUUGGGAAAGGCAAGACCAAGAAGAUCCUAGAUGAUAUCCAGGGAUGGGUAAAGCCUGGAACUUUGACUGCGCUGAUGGGGGUAACUGGAGCUGGUAAAACAACACUCCUAGAUGUGUUGGCAAACCGCGCCAAUUUCGGAGUUGCUCGGGGGGAGAUCUGCAUAGACGGGCAAGAAAGGGAUGACAGUUUCCAGAGAAAGAUAGGGUAUGCCCAGCAGGAGGAUAUUCAUUUGUCCACUGCCACUGUUCGCGAAGCUUUGGAGUUUAGCGCCUUGAUGAGACAGCCCGAAGCCAGCAAAGAGGAGAAAUUGUCUUAUGUUGACAAUGUCAUCCAGAUUCUUGAUAUGGAGAGCUAUGCCAAUGCUGUUGUUGGUGUACCAGGUGAUGGUCUUAAUAUUGAGCAGCGCAAGCGACUUACAAUCGGCAUCGAACUGGUGGCUAAGCCAGAGCUGUUGAUAUUCUGUGACGAGCCGACCUCAGGCUUAGACAGCCAGACAGCAUGGUCUAUCUGCACCCUACUCCGGAAGCUUUCGGACAACGGACAGGCAGUCCUAUGCACGAUACACCAACCAUCAUCGCAGCUGUUCAUGUUGUUUGAUCGGCUGCUCCUAUUGAACAACAAAGGCCAGUGCGUCUACUUCGGAGAUAUUGGCAAGGACGCCUCGACGCUAGUGUCCUACUUUGAAGAGCGUGGUGCCAAACCCCCCGCCGCCGGGGCUAAUCCCGCCGAAUGGAUGCUGCAAACAACUAGCAGGGAAACGACGGAGGAAUCUAAAGAACUGUCGCCAAGUGAGUUUUGGGCCCGGGAAUGGUCUACUAGCAAGCAGAAAGAAGAUGUCAGCCGCCGCCUCGUCGAACUCAAGAAUGGCGAUGCAGCCGAAAAGGUGGUUGGUGUAUCGGAGCAAAAGUCGUACGCGACGCCAUGGCUCUUCCAGAUGGUUUCUGUGACGAAAAGGAUAUUCCAAGAGUACUGGAGACGGCCAGUCUACAUAUACUCGAAAUACGCGUUAUGCAUCGGAAUCGCUCUCUUUGACGGGCUCUCUUUCCAAAACACCCGGCUCGACCUCCAAGGUUUCCAGAACCUCCUCUUCUCUAUGUUCCUAUUAACGCAGAUCUUCGGGACAAUGGACCAACAGGUGAUUCCAAGGCUGAUGGACGGGCGGGCCAUCUUCGAGGGCCGCGAGCGGCGAUCCAAGACAUACCACUGGACCGUCUUCCUGGUGUCCAAUGUCAUUGUCGAGUUCACGUGGCAGUUACUGGCCUCGGCGCUCAUCUUUGUGAUUUGGUACUAUCCCACAGGCCUGUGGCGGACCGGCGAAAGCGAUGCAGCGUUCGGCAUGGCGAGCCGCGGUGCGCUAAGUUUCAUCACUAUUCUCCUCUUCUGCUACUGGAUCAUCACCUUUUCGCAGGCCCUCGGCUCCGUCAUCGAGCUUGAAGAGAGCGCUGUUCAAGUCGCAACGCUGCUGUUCUAUUUCUCAUUGGUGUUUUGCGGAGUCUUAGUUUUUCCAAGAGACCUCCCUGACUUCUGGGUAUUCGUCUGGCGCGCAUCACCACUGACUUAUUUCGUUGACGGGCUCUCUCUUGCGGGCCUGUGGAAUGUGGAUCUGACCUGUUCGCCGGCCCAGAUUCUGCGUAUCCCCGCCCCUAGCACUGCUGGUAAUGGUUCGAUGAUGACUACCUGCGGCGAUUAUCUAGCGGAUUUUGCAGAGCAGAACUUCGGCGCCGUUAUGAAUCCGUCGACGACCACGGGCAGUUGUGAGUACUGCCCGCUCGCAAACACCAAGCCUUUCUUCCAGGAGACGCUCCAGGUCUCGGGCGAUAAUCCUUGGUAUAAUGCGGGGUACCUAAGUGUUUUUAUUGUUUUUAAUAUUCUCGCAAUGUUUGGCCUGUAUUGGGUCACUCGGGUAAGGGGUAAGAGUGGUGGUCUUUCAUAA